GGCCAGCCAAGCGGGUGACUUCUACCCUGUUUCACAUUUUUCUGCCCUCCUUCUUUUCCUUUGGCCCAGUACUAGUACUAGGAGGACGAUUGGCCUGUCCAGUCUUUGCUUGAAUACGAUGGUUUCUUGCCGGUUACUGCAGGGAUUACGAGUAUCCAUCACUCUCGCAUCCACAUCCGAUUACGCGCGCUCUGAUUCGUCUUCUUUCACUAUCCCGCUUUUUAUGCCCGGGAGUUUUAUUUUGUACUACUUACUACCUUUUACUAUUAGUGUACGGAGUACAUGCUCUCACUGGCAGCUCAAGUGGGGACGUUCUUUUGAUCCUCCUCACUAAUCGGGAGCGUCGACUUAGUUCCCCAUCCCCCCUAACGAACACCCCUGGAAGAGCUAACGCUUUAGCAUCUUAGCCACGGCUUGUCCUCACGUCGUGCACAUCCCGAUGCUCGGACAAGUUCUUUGGUCGCAGCCCGCAAGGCUCAGUAGCUCUUGAUCGGCUUUGAUCUAACGGGUCUCCUCAUACAAUGUAGGCCGUGUCCCCUUCCUCCUCAGAUCUUUCUGUCUAGGGAUCGAUGAGACCUUGGUGGACGUCAGUCUUGCUCGCUGACUCCGCCUUCGUUUUUGCUGUCUCUGAACGCGAUCUACGAUUCUUCCUCCUCCACCUCCCCGCAUCGGCGAGCCAUUUCAAUUCCCUUGUACCUCUUCCCCCUUUACUGGGUGGCUAAGCAAAGCUCGUGAAGCGCGGUAAUUCAAGCUCUCGGGGUCUUCCAUUUGCCUCUCUUUCUUUUUGCCCUUUUCUUUUU
Molecule: messenger RNA, 800 nt
Organism: Aspergillus pseudotamarii
Lineage: Eukaryota; Fungi; Ascomycota; Eurotiomycetes; Eurotiales; Aspergillaceae
Exons: 1
Coding region: 119-334 (71 amino acids)
Source: RefSeq, a predicted model, not a curated record